Messenger RNA from Brassica oleracea var. oleracea, 1300 nucleotides. Its product is annotated as RING-H2 finger protein ATL5. The record is from RefSeq and is a predicted model, not a curated record. The transcript has a single exon. Lineage: Eukaryota; Viridiplantae; Streptophyta; Magnoliopsida; Brassicales; Brassicaceae. Gene Ontology annotation, biological process: protein ubiquitination. Bases 109 to 924 code for a protein of 271 amino acids.
AGAAUCAAGCACUCUCACUCUCGUCUUCUUCGACCACCCACUCAAUUCAUUCUCUCUCUAAAAUCUUUCGUGCUCCUUUCACUUAUUUCACUCUCUCUCUCUAGAACAAUGGGCAUCGUUGAUAACAAUAGCAAGACACUAUGGGAAAACAUGACCCAUGGACCUUCUUCACGUUACGCACUUAACGGCAAGAUCAUGCUCGCUUCCGUGAUCAUCCUCUUCGUCGCCGUCAUUCUUAUUCUCUGUUUCCACAGCUACGCCAGAUGGUUAUUCCGUCGUCAAAACCGCCGUAUUCGCCGCCGUAUCAGUGCUCAUCUCCGAUCUCUGUCCGCAGCUAGAGACCCUACCCAAUCCUCCGCCCUAUCUCCUCUCGAUCCGACGGUGCUCGAGAAGAUCCCAAUCUUCGUCUAUUCCGCUAAAACCCAUAAAUCUCCGCCCGAGGAUUGCUCCGUUUGCUUGUCGGAAUUUGAAGAAGAAGACGAAGGACGUGUCCUUCCCAAAUGCGGCCACGUGUUCCAUGUUGAUUGUAUUGACACGUGGUUCCGGUCGAGAUCUAGCUGUCCGCUUUGCAGAGCUCCGGUUCAGCCCGAGGAGUCGGUUACUGAAUCCGGUUUGAGGAAUUCAGAACCGGUUGCUACCGUGUUUCAAUCGGUUAAGCCAAUUGAAGAUACCGAAGCUGGAAGCUCGUCUUCAUCGGACGAAUCAGAAUCCUCGACGCCGUCUUCGUCCUCUGGUUCGCCGGUUAGGUUUCCGACGGAAGAGUGUGAGAGGGAACCGAUUGAUUUAGUCGGUAUAGUUGUUGAGAUACCCAGAGAAUUUGACAACUCUAACUCGGGUCUACCCGGAGAUGACGGAUCGAAUAAUCGGGGUUUAUUGAGAGGCUAUGGAGUAUUUGAUUAUUCAAAAAGAAUAUUCGGAUACUAAAGAAUCCGACCCGGUAAUCCGGGGGAACCCAGAACCGUGUGGGCAAGAAUUCGGAGUCUUCAUGUAACUGACAGGUGUUACGGCGGGGGUGGAGACACGUGGUUUUUUAGUGUCCACGCGGCGAUCAGUGCCAAAUCCUUGGGACGUUUCUUUUACGAAGAGACGGCGUUUGAAAAAAUGAACGGGAAAAAGUAACGGAGCUAUUCUGUAAUGUAAAAUACGUACGGUAUCGUUUAGGUAGAGAAGCAAAAGCGCUCACCCGCCAAAACGAUUCUCUUUGUUCUUUUGUAAUCUCUUAAAUGGUUUGUUACAUAAAUGUAACUAAAAUAAUUGAAACAAAUCAACGGUUCUGAAAAUAUUAUUUGUUAAUCCAAUU